AUGUCCCAAUCAAAACCCUCGAUUAUCAUUGUUCCCGGCUCGUUCAGUCUGCCCGAGUUCUAUGACGCGGUUACAGAUAGAGUAGCAUCCAAAGGCUACGAGAUCAAAGCCAUUCGUCUCCGCAGCACCGAGAAACUUCAACAACCUGCAACCAUGUACGAUGAUGCGGCCGCGAUUGCCAACGAGGUUGCGGCGCUAGUGGAUCAAGGAAAGGAGGUGAUCUUAGUGGCUCACUCGUAUGGCGGGGUGCCUGCCAGCGAGAGCAUCAAAGGACUAGCCAAGACAGAGGAUUCCGGGAAGGCAGGUGGUAUUGUAAACCUGGCAUAUCUGACGGCGGUGGUGCCCGAAUUGGGCGCAUCUUCGGCGGAUGUGUUGGCUGAUAUUCCGACUGAAAAUCGUGUUGAAUUACAACUUGAGGAUGAUGGAUACUUGGUUAUGGCCAAUCCGACCGCGUCCGCUUCACUAUGCUUCUCAGACCUCCCAGUCGAGGAAGGCGAGGCAUGGAUGAAACGAUUCGCUCGACAUUCGGCUGCCAGCUUCACAAACCCACUGACGUACGCUGGGUAUAAGGACUUACCAGUUUCAUAUUUGCUCUGUGCGGAUGAUAAGGUGAUCCCAGCUCGGGAGCAGCAGAAGGGGAUCGAUAUGAUUGAGAGAGAGACUGGUAGGGAGGUUGACGUGACCGUGAUUCAAACGGGACAUUUUCCUAUACCUAGUGCACCUGAAAAGGUGGUAGAUUGGAUUACAAGCCUAGCAUCGCGGUAUGAGAAAGGUAAAUAG
Aspergillus oryzae RIB40 is the source of this 780-nucleotide messenger RNA. RefSeq names its product alpha/beta hydrolase. The coding region runs from base 1 to 780 and encodes 259 amino acids. Lineage: Eukaryota; Fungi; Ascomycota; Eurotiomycetes; Eurotiales; Aspergillaceae. The record is from RefSeq and is a predicted model, not a curated record. The transcript has 2 exons.